UCAGUGGAUUACAGCUCAUGUAGGGAUUGAUUGUGUUGUGUUCCACUUUCAAUCAGCAAAGAUAACUGCCUUUUUUUGCUCUCAUUGCUGCAUGAAAUCUGAAAGAAAAAAAUGGCAUACAAUCUUCAAUCUCUCGUCACCAUCCUACAACAAAUCCUACAUCCUGAACAAACCCACUGGGCUUUUGAUCACAACAAACCCCAACUCCAAUCCCUCCUCCACAAAGCUCUGAUGCAAAUUCUUGAAAAUUCUCCACACACCAAAGCAGCAAGUCUGGAAAGCCGAAUCAGAGAUGUCGUGUAUAAAACAGAAGACAUCAUUGAAUCAGAGAUGCUUCAUCAAAUGCUUUCCAACCCAGAAAGCCAGAGCUUGACCUUUUCCACACCAGAUCUGCAACAAGUAACUCAACAACUUGAUUCUGCACUGGUUUUCUUGCAUGACCUGACACCAGAUUUGCUGGUGGAAUUUGAGGAAAAGAGUGCUUCUUCUUCCCUGAGGUAUAAGGGAGAUUUGGUGGGAGUUGAUGAAGAUCUGCUGCAGUUGAAGGAUCGUCUCACGAAUGUGGAGAGGAAGCGGGAGAUCGUCCCCAUCGUUGGUAUGGGAGGUAUCGGUAAGUCCACCCUUGCUCGGAAUAUUUACGAAGAUCCGUGUAUAGUGUCUCACUUUGAUUAUCGCGGAUGGGCUGCGAUUUCGCAAGUUCCCAACAUGCGAGAAAUUAUGUUUAGUCUCCUUCGUGGCCCGAAUGAAAAGGUCAGUGAUGAACUGGCUGGAUGCGGAGAUUAUGAGCUGAGAGAUAUAUUGCAUAAGAGGCUCUUUGAGCGAAGAUACCUGAUUGUGUUGGAUGAUAUAUGGAGCACGAAAGUCUGGGAUGCGAUAAGGAUGUGUUUCCCGGAUAAUAAUAAUGGGAGUCGAAUUGUGAUCACCACUAGGGAGUCUGACGUGGCGGAACAUGUUGCGGGGUCGAAGAGUCUGCAUCAUGUGCAGUUGCUAGACGAGUUUGCGAGUCGGGAUUUACUUUGCCAGAUUGUGUUUGGAGAAGAGGAUUGCCCCGACGAAUUGCGACAGGUGGCGGCUACGAUCGGGAGUGACUGCAGUGGGCUUCCUCUUGCCAUUCAUUUGAUCGGAGGGCUCUUGUCAAAGGUCGAAAGAUCAAGAGAUGUUUGGUAUAAUUUUUCAAUGGAUGUAAAAGCUUCAAUCGUUGAAUCGGACGAGCAUUUCGCCAGUAUACUUUCCUUGAGUUAUAACCACUUACCGAUUCGCUUGAAACCAUGUUUCUUGUAUAUGGGAGCUUUUCCAGAAGAUUACGAGAUUAAGGGAUCUAGACUUAAGAGUAUGUGGAUAGGCGAAGGAUUUGUGAAAUAUAAUGGAGAUAAGAGUUUGGAGGACGAGGCCGAGGAUUACUUAAAAGCUAUGGUGGAGAGGAAUCUACUUUUCGUUAAACGAAAAAAGAAGAAUGGGAAACCAAUGAGUUACUCGAUCCACGAUCUUUUGAGGGAUCUAUGCAUAAGGAAGGCUAACGAGGAGAAGUUUUUAAACGUCAAGAAUUCCUUGCGCCGUGUUAGUAUUCUGUCACCAUUUGGAAUAGAAGAUGUGUGUGCUUCACCCCGAUUGAUAUCAAGUGCUCGAUCUUUUAUAUGCACGGAAAAUUGGUUUUUAUCUCCUAUCUUUUCCGCAUUAAGAUUGAUUCGGGUGCUAGAUGUAAUGAGCAAGGUUUUCCAAUUGGAGUAUCAAGAUUGCGGAAUCUGCAAACCUUGAUUUGUCAACAACCGACAACGCUUGGUUUGCCAUCGGAGAUAUGGGAGAUGUCUGAGUUAAGACAUCUCAAG
Salvia splendens (bonfire salvia) is the source of this 1826-nucleotide messenger RNA. Its product is annotated as putative late blight resistance protein homolog R1A-10. The record is from RefSeq and is a predicted model, not a curated record. Gene Ontology annotation, biological process: defense response to other organism. Bases 112 to 1755 code for a protein of 547 amino acids. Gene Ontology annotation, molecular function: ADP binding. Lineage: Eukaryota; Viridiplantae; Streptophyta; Magnoliopsida; Lamiales; Lamiaceae. The transcript has 2 exons.